GGAGCCUCAGGUAUGGAGGCUGACCCCCGUCGACGAGCUUAUCUCGAUCCUCUUCUUGUUUCUGUCCACCAUCUCGCUCGCAACGGCUUAGAAUGCUUGACGCUAUGAACGACUCAAUUUAUGGAUUCUCCAGCGCUCAUCUGAGUGGACUAGCUCUCCUAGCUGCGAUCAGCGCCGCUGUACUGGCGCUCUAUAAGCGAAAGCAGUUGAAGAUUGGAGCGAAAACGCCCGCGGAGGAUCUGGCGUCUCUGAACGAGAAGAACAAGAAUAGGCCGCACGGAACAUGGAAUCCUCUUCCCCCCAAUAUAUACUCGUUCUCCGAGCCCGAGGUUCAUCCUACGGCAGGCGGUGAUGUUUUGCAGAUUGACCCCAUCAUCUAUCGGCCUUGGAGAUGGGGCCAAUAUCAUGUGACUAUGGGCUUGAAGUCUCUGAACCAGUCCGAAUGGUUCGAGGUGGACAAGCAAUAUCCCGACUACCAUCGUAUCCGCAAGCAUCGCAUCGCCACCCGCGGACACAAUGUCGUCCGCCUUCUGUCCGCGAAGGAGGUGGGGAACGGAGAUGUUGUCCGGGAGGGCGUUUGCGCCCAGGCUGCCGUCGAACUUCUGCUGUCCGCCGCGCAUUACCUCGCUGGCCGCUAUCCAAAGUCUUACCAGCUCUCUUCCGACGGGAGGUCCAUCUUUAUACCUCCGGUCAACGAAACCUAUAGCCUGCCUUCGCCGCUAUGGCACGGCGAAGGCGAGAAGCGCCAGAUGAGAGACGUCUCGCGCGAGGAAGGAGAGGAAGCUCUGCGCACUUGCGCAUUACUCGUUCAGGACGACCUCGCUAUCAUGAUUGAAGGCAAUGACAGUCAGUACUACUUCCAAGGCGGCGCUAUCUGCGUGCCCGGAUUUUGGCGCAUGCGGGACAAGAUAGGUCGCCCGCUGGACGAAAUUCACACCAGCGGCAAUGUGCCAUACUACGAGCAAAACCUCCGCGCCUCCAUGAACCGCUUCUUCCUCAAAUUCCCCGUCGACAAGCCCGUCACCCGGAACAACUACUUCCUCCAAAUCGUCCAGCCCAAGCCUCCCACCUGCACCCAAGACUCGACCUACCCCUCCUCCGGCACCACGCCCAUCAACUCCACCGGACUGAACGCCAAGGUCUACGACUCCGCCUACAACCCCAUCGACCCCGAAGAGCUCGCCUGGUCCGCGACGACGAACGGCCCCGAGGACGAGUACCGCCCAGGCCACGCGCACCAGCCGCCGGAGGGCAAGCCGCUCAUCGUCACGCCCGAGACCUUGCGCAUGCGCACCGAAAGGCAGACGCUGCGGCGCCUGCCCGGGAGCGGGGCGAUUGUCUUUGGGAUCCGGACGUAUGUGUGGGAGAUCGAGAAGAUUAAGGAAGAAACGGAGGAGGUGGGGGAGGGGAAGAGGGAGAGUGUGGCGGAGCGGUUUGCGAGUGCGAUUAGGGGGUGGCCGGAGCAGGUGCGGACGUAUAAGGGAGCGACUGUGUAUGAGGAUGUGCUUGUGCCGUAUUUGGAGAGCAAGUAGGGGAACGGAUGUACGUCGUUGUUUGAUUAUGGUGAAUAUGUCGCACGACUAUUGCUCGGACUCG
Messenger RNA from Schizophyllum commune H4-8, 1596 nucleotides. RefSeq lists its product as uncharacterized. The transcript is spliced from 7 exons. Lineage: Eukaryota; Fungi; Basidiomycota; Agaricomycetes; Agaricales; Schizophyllaceae. The record is from RefSeq and is a predicted model, not a curated record. The coding region runs from base 93 to 1532 and encodes 479 amino acids.